AAAAGAGAAGAAGAACCAGAUGUAAAAGCCUAUAUGCUCACUGCCCCCCUUGAUUUCUCACACUGUAAACACCAUCGGCAACAACUUUUGAACAGCCCAUCAGAUACACUCACUCGGUCACUCAUCACACGCUUCACGGUACCAGUCUAGUACUCCACCUUUCUGCACGCACUCCCACACCACACACACUCUGUGAUUCUCUCGCUCUACCUACAAGACACAGCGCAUUGACGACUGAACCGGGAGUCCAAGACACAACACAUACCAGCUGAGAGAGAUAGCACUGCAUCAGUCCUUUUCAACAACUUUCAGGAUGGGCGUGGCGACGGUGACGGAGCUGAAGCAGAGCGUCUCUGCCGGGAAGAAGACGUUCCGGACGAGCCUGAGCAACCGCCACGCCAACGAAUGGCCUCCGACGGACGUCUCCAGCGACCUGACCGUGGAAGUCGGCACGUCCAGCUUCGCCCUCCACAAGCUGCUGGCGCAGUUCCCGCUGGUGUCCCGGAGCGGCAAGAUCCGGCGGCUGGUGGCGGAGGCCAGCAAGGACGCGAAGCUGGCGCGGCUGGCCCUGCACGGGACCCCCGGCGGCGCCCCGGCGUUCGAGCUGGCGGCCAAGUUCUGCUACGGCGUCCACGUGGACGUGACGGUGUCCAACGUGGCCAUGCUCCGGUGCGCGGCCCGCUACCUGCAGAUGACGGACGACUUCUCCGACAAGAACCUGGAGCACCGCGCCGAGUCCUUCCUCCGCGACGCCGUCUUCCCCAGCACCGCCAGCUCCGUGGCCGUGCUCCGCACCUGCGAGCCGCUGCUCGUCACGGCCGCGGAGGACGCCCAGGGGCUCGUGUCGCGCCUCAUCGCCGCCAUCGCCAACAACGUCUGCAAGGAGCAGCUCGCGUCCGGGCUGCUCUUCAAGCUUGACCACGGACACCACCAGAGUAGCAAGUUAGUCCUCGGAGAGCUCGACUCGCCGGGGGCCGGAGCUGACUGGUGGGGCAAGUCGGUGGCCGGGCUCGGGCUCGACGUGUUCCAGCGCCUGCUGUCCGCCGUCAAGUCCAAGGGGCUCAAGCAGGAGACGGUGACCCGGAUCCUCAUCUACUACGCGCAGAGCUCGCUGCACGGCGGGCUCAUGGCCAGCAGGGACAUUACCAUCAUGUCGCAGCAGCAGGCCGGCGACACCACCGAGGCCGUGAAGAAGCAGCGCGCCGUGGUGGAGACCAUCGUGGGGCUGCUCCCGACGCAGUCCAAGAGGAGCCCCGUGCCGAUGGCGUUCCUGUCGGGGCUCCUCAAGACGGCCAUGGCGCUGUCGGCGUCCGGCACGUGCAAGGCCGACCUGGAGAAGCGGAUCGGCAUGCAGCUCGACCAGGCCAUCCUGGAGGACAUCCUCAUCGCCAACGCCAACAACGGGUCCGCCGGUGGCGUGGCCUCGCCGGCUGCUGCUGCCGCGGCCGUGCAGCACACGAUGUACGACACGGACGUGGUGGCGAGGAUCUUCGCGGUGUUCCUGAACCUGGACGAGGACAACAGCGAGGAGGACGGCGGCGGCGGGUUCGACUACGACAGCCCGCGGUCCCCGAAGCAGAGCCUGCUGGUGAAGGCGUCCAAGCUGCUGGACAGCUACCUGGCCGAGAUCGCGCUGGACUCCAACCUGGCGCCGUCCAAGUUCAUCUCCCUGGCCGAGCUGCUCCCGGACCACGCCCGCCUCGUCACCGACGGCAUCUACCGCGCCGUGGACAUCUUCCUCAAGGUGCACCCAAACAUGAAGGAAGCCGAGCGGUACCGGAUGUGCAAGGCCAUCGACUGCCAGAGGCUGACCCCGGACGCCUGCAGCCACGCGGCGCAGAACGAGCGGCUGCCCGUGCAGAUGGCCGUCCAGGUGCUCUACUUCGAGCAGAUCCGCCUCCGGAGCGCCAUCCAGUCCUCUGGCAGUGGCCACGACGCGGCGCUCUUCUUCGGCUGCGCCGCGGCGGCAGCGGCCAACAAUGGCAACAACAACGGCAACAAUGUGAGGAUGAUGUCAGGGAGCGGGGUGGGGAGCGGGGCAAUGUCGCCGCGGGACAACUACGCGUCGGUGCGGCGGGAGAACCGGGAGCUGAAGCUGGAGGUGUCGCGGAUGCGGAUGCGGCUCACGGACCUGGAGAAGGACCACGUGAGCAUGAAGCGGGAGCUGGUGCGCGUCAACCCGGCCAACCGCCUGCUCCGGAGCUUCGCGCGCAGCUUCGGCAGGCUCAACACGCUCUUCCGGAUGCGCCCCGCCGCCGAGCCAGGGCUGCAGCAGCUCGGCGCCAAGGCCACCGCCGACGCCAAGGUGCUCUUCCAGCGCAGACGCCGGCACUCCAUCUCUUAGACCACCUGCUGAAUUGCUGAUCGAUCCAUCACUGUUUCAGCACUUCUUCCCGAUUUUUUCUUCCUCUUUUGUGUGUAUUCUGUUGAUAAAAUGGACUAUGAUAGCGUGCAGUUCAUGUAUGGAUUUUGGAUGCUCAAAUGUGCAGACUGUUUGCGUGUGUUGA
Brachypodium distachyon (stiff brome) is the source of this 2507-nucleotide messenger RNA. Its product is annotated as BTB/POZ domain-containing protein At1g03010. The transcript has 3 exons. The record is from RefSeq and is a predicted model, not a curated record. Bases 314 to 2344 code for a protein of 676 amino acids. NCBI's taxonomy places the organism in Eukaryota, Viridiplantae, Streptophyta, Magnoliopsida, Poales, Poaceae.